AUGGAGAGUAUUCCGGGAGCGGAGAGCCUCACCCACGGGCCACCGCCGGAUGCGAACCAGACUCCGGUUGAGUCUGCUUCCGAGUCUCGCUCACUCAAGCAGAACAAACGUUUAUCGCUCCCUUCUGCAAAACCAACAGCCCGCCAUGCCAAACGCCUCACCCUCAACUUCCCCGUAAACCUGAACGAACCCGAAUCAACAGCCGACGUCUCCUCACCCGGAGCUGCCACUCCGAUUACGCAACCCACCCGUCCACCCACCGCCCAGCCUGGAACACCCAUGUCUUUCGAUGUCCCGGAUGAUGGCUACGAUUUCCUGCGGGCUAUCGCCUCGCAGGAACGGAAGGUCAUGGAGCUCCGCGAGGAACUCCACCGGGCAGAGGCAGAUCUGGUGGCAAUCAAGAAGCAGUGGGCACUGUCUGAAAAGAACAGGAAACGAGCGGAGAUCAACCAUGCGGAACCACUGAUGCCGCUCCGAUCCCCUGAUUUCUCAGCCCCCGAGGCGUCAAAUACACACCACCGAGAGCAGAGCAUGAGCUCGGUUGGUUCUGCGGUAUCACAGGAACGGAUCAGUCGGGACCUUGAGCGACGUACCAGUGUUCGUGCUGCUGCAACCAACGGCACGAAGAUUGGCACGAACGGUCGGCGAGUGUUCCAAGGAGCACACACCCGGACCCUGUCUCUUCUGUCGCCGGUAACAGCUUCAGGCGGCUUCCCACGUGAGCCAGGUCUGUCCGAGGCUGAUCGCGUGGGCCGUACUCCUCGAUCUGCGACACUGCCUUCGGUGGAACGCAACAAUGCUGCUAGUGUGGGCGCGCAGCUGGACGAAAGCCAAGUACCAGAACAUCUGCUCGCCCAGUGGCGCAAGACUCUUCCUCCGCCUUCAAGGGAGGCCUUGAUGCGUACCGGCAAGCAAAUGGCGUCCGAUUUACGGGAAGGUCUUUGGACAUUCUUGGAAGACAUCCGACAAGCUACGGUGGGCGAGGAAGGUAUCAACGGAACACAAACACGAAACAUGUCACCCAAUUCAUUGGCGCCGCCAAAUGGUCGCAAGCGCGAUUCACUGGCCAAAUCACGGAGCCGAGAGCGGCUGCUAGCGGAUGGCAAGCUAUCAAGAUCAUCGUCAUCGUCUUCGCGGGGGAGGGGACCAGCGGUCGAGACAAAAACUGGUAAAGACACCAAGCCGGCGGAAAUUUCCACAUCCUUCUGGGACGAAUUCGGCAUUGAUACACCAGCUCAGAAGUCUCCGAACGCUCUCCGCGCCCCCUCCGACCAAAUAACCGCCCCAAACGAGGCGACCGACGCCGAACAGCCCGAUCGCCGCUCCAGCACUCCAGUCGAUGCACAGAAUGACGAGCUCGACAAUUGGGAUAGCUGGGAUACCCCCUCAUCCGGAAAGAAGUUGCACACGCCCUCAUCGAGCCGAUCGACUGUUGAAUCGAAGCAAGAUCAGUCACCCGUGACACAGGGCAGUAGCCCUCGAACAAGCGCUAGCUUUGGUGAUUGGAACCCAGCUUCCACUGCUCCUGAUCCCAGUGUCACCGAAGGCAUCCCCUGGCCUACCAUUACCAAACUGGCUCCCUCUAAGCUUCAACGAACUGCCUCCAAUUUGAUGGCAGAGUGGGAGCGCUCCUUGUCCCCGUCUCCGGAGCGAGCAUCCUCUCCUUCGCUGACUCGCAAGGACAGCAAGAAGGAUUAA
Molecule: messenger RNA, 1698 nt
Organism: Penicillium canescens
Lineage: Eukaryota; Fungi; Ascomycota; Eurotiomycetes; Eurotiales; Aspergillaceae
Product: DUF4048 domain-containing protein
Exons: 2
Coding region: 1-1698 (565 amino acids)
Source: RefSeq, a predicted model, not a curated record